AUGAGUGGUGAUCCUAUUCGAUUUAAUGAAAUAAAGACAAACCAAUUUUCUUCUGCUGUGGAAAAAAAAAUGCUCCAAAAAAUGAAAUCAUCUUCAUCUCUGAUGCGCUUGUUAGCAUUAAUGGCAUUUGGAAUGUGGGAUGAAAUUAUCAAUUUGUGGAAUAUAGGAGAGUGGGAUCAGCUGUUCACUUUGUUACUCUCUCGAGCUCCUUCUUCCAAAAUUCGCCGUCUCUGUUCCAAUUUGACCCAACGAUUGAUUGACGAAGGCGUAAUACUCAACACUGCUUUGCCGGCAAUUGUUGCAGACGAUGUUGAGGCUGUAGUUGUUGCGAUGGAAAUGUAUGAAAAUAAUGAUUGUAUGGCACUUACGACAAUCCUCAGACAAUGUGUUGGAGGUGGUAGCUCUAGAACUGUUAAAAUGGGUAAAGAGUAUAAAAGUGUUUUGUUGCAUUUCAUCAAGAAAUUGGAGAAGGAAAGACAGUUCCGUCUAGCUUUGGAUUUCUUGCAAAUGAUAUCAAAAGAUGACUACACGGAAGAUAUGCACUUAUUAUGUAGUAGUUUGCAUCGCGCUGACCGCUAUUCUGGGACUGAAGUUCAGCCUGGCGAAAACUUUAUGGCAGAAACUGAGGCAGUUAGUACUCAAAAUGCCCCCUUCGUCAUUCGUAUUGUAAGCUCUCAAGAAGCAAAUGGAUUAUGGGAUAAUUCAAAGAAAAACAAAUCAACUUCAACUUUUCCUUGUGUUACAUCAAAAAAAUCAGUAAUUUUGCAUUUUUGA
This is a messenger RNA of Thelazia callipaeda (thelaziosis nematode), 774 nucleotides long. The record is from the annotation of a GenBank genome assembly. Lineage: Eukaryota; Metazoa; Nematoda; Chromadorea; Rhabditida; Thelaziidae.